This is a messenger RNA of Gekko japonicus, 2288 nucleotides long. It is a transcript of the gene BCAP29, whose product is annotated as B-cell receptor-associated protein 29. Lineage: Eukaryota; Metazoa; Chordata; Lepidosauria; Squamata; Gekkonidae. The transcript is spliced from 8 exons. Gene Ontology annotation, biological process: endoplasmic reticulum to Golgi vesicle-mediated transport; intracellular protein transport. The coding region runs from base 155 to 910 and encodes 251 amino acids. The record is from RefSeq and is a predicted model, not a curated record. Gene Ontology annotation, cellular component: endoplasmic reticulum membrane; endoplasmic reticulum.
CCUGAUCCACAUUUCAAUUCAAAAAUCCAUCUUCAACAUGCCCACAAUGGUCUAGUCCUCAAAAAGGUUUGCCAAGGACUUAUUUCAGCAUAAGGACUGUAGCUGAAUCCUCAUCAAGUGAGGGAACAAGGAGGUUUCAGUCCCAUUUCAGAGCAUGCAAGAUCCUUCAAAGGUAAAAAUGACUUUUCAGUGGACAGCGGUCGCAGUCUUUCUAUAUGCUGAAAUAGCAAUACUGUUGCUACUCUGUUUACCCUAUAUUUCUCCCCUGAGAUGGCAGAAGAUUUUUAUGUUUUCCUUAUGGGGUAAAAUUGCGAACUACUGGAACAAGGCGUUUCUUGCCAUUAUAGUUCUAUUAAUUGUUUUAUUUCUUGAUGCAGUAAGAGAAGUGAGAAAAUACUCAAAUGUUCAUAUAGCUGAAAAAAGUACACAGACAACUGCCAGUGCAUAUGAUCACAUUCAAAUGAAACUCUUCAGGUCACAACGAAAUCUUUACAUCUCAGGAUUCUCCCUGUUUCUUUGGCUUGUACUACGGCGUACCGUUUCCCUCAUCACUCUGCUGGCAAAAGAAAUGGGAGCUCAGGUAGCUCUGGAAAUUCAAGUAGCAAACACCAGUGAUGCUGCUAGGAAAUAUCUGGAAGAGAAUGAGAAAUUACAGCGGUCCUUAAUGGAAAGAAGAAAUUGUGUAAAUGACCAGUUGAUUGAAGUAACAAAUAAAAAAUUAAAGCAGGAAGCUGAAAAACUGAAAGCAGAAAUAAAGAAAAGUUCAAUGGUUCUUGGCAAGAAGACAGAUGAAGUGACUGCAGUUAAGAAUAGGGCUGAAAGCCUUAAAAAAGAAUAUGACCAUCUUAUACGAGAACAUACAAAAUUAAAGGACCAUUCAGGUGAAAAACAUGAUAAGAAAGCCCUGUAGCUACAGAAGGAAGACAUUGGGGGGGGGGGGGUCAUGCAUCUUUUGGCAUAAGCAUACAUUUUCUCUGGUUCUUUCCUUACAUGCUACUGCAAUAUAAAACAAGGCUUAUUUUUUAGAGAAAAAUGUACUGCUUUUACAGAUGAGCUCUAUAGUAUAGGUUGCCAAAUAUAUUCUGUGUUGCAAUGUAAAUAGUAAGUUGUCUAGCAGAAACAUCCUGUAAAAGUAUCUUUUUGUAAUCUUGCCUGGAAGAUAUUUUAUAGUGGAAAUUUCCAUUUGAAGAGGCAGUUUCUUUUCAUAUUUUUCACUGAAACAAAGUCAGGGGAUGUCAUACUAUCACCUAUUGCUUUUAAUGUGCAAGAAGAUAUCUAAGUUAUAUCAAGCUAUGAAAUGGUGGUGUGUUAGUCCACCAUGUCAUUAAAAUGCCAUUACAUUGGUUAUUAGGAAAACAAGCAUAUGAAUUUUAUCUCUGUGUGGCAAUCAGUAAAAAGCAUCACAAUAGACUUGAACACACUUUGCAUUUCAUUACAUAGUUCAGUAUGCUUUAAAAGUCAUGUCACUGCAUGGUUUGUAUUUUUCUCUCCCAGUCUAUAAUGUUUAUUUCAAUCCACAAUAUAUUAUGUAGUUUAUACACACACACGAACUUGUGUACAUUAUGUGCCAUCAUAUAUUCUUCUGUGGAUUGUACUUCUGAAAAAUCUUUAACUUACAAAUUGCUAUUUUGUGGAAGCCAAUUAUGUAGUACCUCAUACUAGGUGUCCCCCCCAAAAUCUUCAUUACUUGCAGUUGAAAGCUUAACUUUGUGUGUGUGUGUUGGUUCCAGUUUUUAUUCUAUUGAAUUGUUAAUAAAAGGAUUGCCUGCUUUGUCCUUCUAAAUAUGUAACUGAUACAUCUAGUUCUUACAAAGCUGGGAUUAAUGAUCAACAAAACCAACUGCAUCUACUUUGGCCAGGGGUUUCCAUUCAUAUGAUGUUUGUGUAGAAGAAAAAUAAUUACAUCAGAAAUGUUACAAAAACUAUUUGUGUGAAAACUAAAGUUUGCCAACCUCUAGGAAAUUGUAUGAAAAAGGAACUGAUGCUUUUUGUAAAAAUUCAUUUUUACAAUGAAUUUUGAAUGGCUACUGAAUACAGAUGCCAAAAGUGCCUUGAGUAUCCACAAUUUUAUGUUCAUAUUUAUCUGAAUUUUUUGGGAAAAGAUGUACAUUGUGUCACUAAAUUCCAGAUUUCAGAUUUUUAUUUUGUUCUCUUUUUUUGAAAGAAUGAAAAAUUGGAAUUGGAUGCAGCUAAAACUUAAUUCAGUUGAAACCCUAUAACCAAAUGUCUGAUUUUGUUUCCAGUGUCAUGUAACAGGUAAUAAACUGGUCCUGCAGGGACCUAACCUU